AUGUCCCACAGCACGCGCGGGAGCAAGGACACCGCGAUUCGCGCCGCACCGUCAUUAUCUGUCAUCGAGCGCGACGUCACUUCCCCAGACGUUAACGGUAACGGAGCCGCCAACGGAGCAUCUGCCUCCGUCAAUUCAUCAAAGCAACAGCUGGAGCUGGAAAUCCUGCCAUCGUUCGUGCCGCAAGAGCUCACAGCCGCAGCAGACAUCUCAGAAGCUUUUCUCUCUCCGGAAUCCUCCGCACUUCUGUCGCUGUCGGUACUCGAACCCGCGACCUCUCCGCAACGGCAAGAGCCCGAGGCGGAGGCGGCGGAGGAACGCGGAAACAACAGCAGUAGCGCUGAAGUAACGGAUGAUGCGGGAAAAGCAAAGGAGGACGAAAGCUGGCUUAGGCUGAUGACGCAGGCUGGGUACUCGAAGCGCAUGGAGGCAAUCGGCGAUCAGUUCUUUGAAUCGGACUUGCGGCCUGUCGUCCUCUUUGAUGGCGUGUGCAACCUGUGCAACAAGUGGGUCAACUUUCUUCUCGACUAUGAUCCGCUCGGCAAUCUGCGCUUCGCCUCGCUGCAGGGCGACUCGGGGAAGGCCCUUCUCCGCCGCGCAGGUCGCGACGAAAACGACCACUCGGACAUUGUCCUCGUUGCACACAACAAGGCGUAUUUCGGCUCUGACGCAAUCCUUCAAAUCUUCUCCCGGUUGAAGCCGCCUUUCCCUCUCCUAGCUGCGGCGGGCCACAUCACACCGCAUGCCCUCCACGACUUCAUCUACAAGACCGUGUCUGAAAGCCGGUACACGCUCUUUGGCAAGGCGGAUGCAUGUAGACUCUCCGGCCCGGACCUGAGCUACAGAAUCCGCGGGCUCAAUAAAAUACCCCAUGGUCGUAAACUCCUCGCCGUGAAAGCGACUGUUGCUGACGUGGACGGCAUUGACGCUGAUGUAACGAGUGCUGAAAUCACGCCGGGUAGGGAUGGACUCGAAACGACGCAGCCCGAAUCCGCCUCCGCAUCCGAGAAUCUCGAGGCCACUACGGAGGACGUGCUUAUAUCGGACGACGAAUCGUCGUCGCCGUCAAAAGACGAUAAUCUGGCGGACGCCUACCAUAUCCUUCAUCAUCGAAUCACCCAACCCGCCGGGGAGUCUGCACCCGCUGAAACUUCCGCCGAUGAAGCUUCCUCGAAGACAAACGAAUCGACGCGCCCGGACGCGGGGCAGCAGGGCAGCAGCGAGCUCAGCGGAGGCGACUUGGGAUACGGCCCGGAACUCCAGGCGUUUGAUGACGUCACGGAGCCGGAUGACGGAAUCGCGGAAGACGCGGAAGAAGCGGAUGAUUUGGAAGAGGAGGAUGAUUUGGAGGAGGACUACUCGGUAGGGAUGUCGGAACUUGGGAAUGCAAAAGACGACGAUGACGAUGACGUGGAAUGGGAAGAGGAUCUCGAUUUCCUGGUGAAACCUGACGAGGAGGCCGUGCUGGAGAAGGAUGCGACAAGUGAGGCUGCGGGGGGAUUGGCGGAAGGCGGGGGAUUGGCGGACGGAGCAACUGCGCAAGUUGCGGUAUCGGAUCAGGUGGAACAGGGAGGGCUGGCCGUUGCUGCAACGGACGACAUCAAUAAGGGGCCUGAGCCGCAGGUGUUUGAUGACGUUAACGAGCCUGAGGCUAAUAACGCGGAUGGGACUGAAACGGCUACAGUAAGAGACGGAAACAAGGGAGGAUCUAAUGCUGAAGCUUUGGAAGAAAGCAAGGAGGAGACGAGCAGUGUGAGUGACAAUAAAGAGGGAGGAGGGAUUGAGGAAGGGUUGAAGGACAUUGUUGACAUUGAUGCAGGAAUUACUGCGAACCCCAUCAGCAUGGUCCUGGAGGAGGAUAUCGAGGCUGCUAAUAAAGGGGCAGAGGAAGUUCCAGACGUAGAGGGGCACCGGCGGGUGCUUUGGAUGCUGGAGAAUGCUUUGGAUACAGAGAUGGAUGCUUGA
This is a messenger RNA of Closterium sp. Yama58-4, 1965 nucleotides long. Lineage: Eukaryota; Viridiplantae; Streptophyta; Zygnematophyceae; Desmidiales; Closteriaceae. The record is from the annotation of a GenBank genome assembly.